This is a messenger RNA of Asparagus officinalis (garden asparagus), 2107 nucleotides long. Its product is annotated as BTB/POZ domain-containing protein At1g67900-like. The record is from RefSeq and is a predicted model, not a curated record. NCBI's taxonomy places the organism in Eukaryota, Viridiplantae, Streptophyta, Magnoliopsida, Asparagales, Asparagaceae.
AGGGGACCUGCAAAGAAGAGAGGGCGAGCUUUACUAUAACUUUGUCUCCGCAGUAGUUAUCGCGAGCCAAAAAAAAAGUGAGAGCUCUCUCCCCCUCUCACUCUCACACACACACACACACAAAAGAACCAAGUCUGUGAACCUAUAGCUGGUCCAGGAUGAAGUUCAUGAAGCUCGGAACAAGGCCGGACACCUUCUUCACCGCGGAAGCUAUAAGGUCAGUUUCUUCAGAGGUCUCUACUGAUAUCAAAAUCAAAGUCCAGAACAGUUUAUAUUUGCUCCACAAGUUCCCUUUACUCUCCAGAUGCCUGCGCUUGCGUACUCUCUGCUCCGAAUGGAAAGGUUCCCCCGACGACAUGAUCAUCGAGCUCUCAGAGAUCCCAGGGGGUGCAGAGGCCUUUGAAGUCUGCACAAAAUUCUGCUAUGGCAUCACCAUCACUCUCAGUGCCCUCAACUUCGUGACGGUGAGAUGUGCUGCUGAUUACCUUCAAAUGAGAGAUGAGCUCGACAAGGGUAAUCUCGUGGGAAAGCUUGAGGUGUUCUUCAAGUCUUGCAUUCUUCGUAGGUGGAAGGAUUCGCUGACGACGCUCCAGGGAACAAGACAGUACCCGCCUCUAUGCGAAGAGCUUGGAAUCACUGGCCGCUGCGUCGAUGCCCUUGCCUCAAAGAUCACCGCACACCCUUCAAGGGACGAUUGGUCUCGUUACAACAAAGGAUGGUGGGCGGAGGCUUUGCAGGUCUAUGCCUUUCGAUGGCUUCCGAAUAUGUGGAGAGAUGGACAGCAGAGUAAUCAGAUGCCCGAAUAUCCUUGUUCAGAGUCCCUCAGCCUCAGGGAGAUCACUAUGAAGCACAGGUUGAUUCUGGAGAAACUAGUGAGUCUGUUGCCGUCAGACAAGGGUGCUUUGCCCUGCGGUUUCUUGCUUAAGCUUCUCAAGUCUGCAAACGUUCUCAAUGCUUCUCCAUCUUCAAAAUUGGAAUUAGCAAGGAGGGUCGGAUUGCAAUUGGAGGAAGCAACUGUAAGCGAUCUCUUGAUUCCGUCGCUGUCUUAUGUGGAUGAAACUCUGUAUGAUGUGGAUAUAGUGACGACAAUAUUGGAGGAGUUCUUGCUACAAGGCCAGAGCCCCCCAACAAGCCCUCCAAGAGGAAGGUUUGGAUAUGAGAGGAGAAGGUCGCGGUCUGCUGAGAAUGUAGAAUUUGAGGGCCAUGACAACAGCCGGAGGUCUUCUUCAGCUUCCCAUAGCUCGAAGUUGAGGGUAGCCAAGCUUAUUGAUUGUUACCUCCAAGAGAUUGCCAGGGAUGCAAAUUUGCCGAUGGAGAAGGUAAUUGCAUUGGCUGAAGCUGUGCCAGAUUUUGCUAGGACCGAUCAUGAUGACCUCUACAAAGUCAUUGAUAUUUACCUCAGAGCACAUCCAGAGCUCAACAAGAGUGCAAGAAAGAAACUGUGCCGAAUAUUGAACUGCAAGAAGCUAUCGAUGGAAGCAUGCGUGCACGCUGCUCAGAAUGAUAUGCUGCCACUGAGAGUGGUUGUGCAGGUUCUAUUCUUUGAACAGGCGCGUGCUGCUGCUGUGCCUGGAGGCCAAAUGAAUGAGCUACCAAAUAAUAUCAAACAACUUCUUGCUACAACUUCCGACUUAGAUGAUGACAAAGAAGCAGCAACGCAUCGGCCCAUGGCAACAGCUAGCCAUUUGGGUGACAGUUGGAGCAUCUCAGGAUUGAAAUACCCGACAGCAAAUCUUGAAACACUGAAAAUGAAGCUUGAAGAAGCUGAUAAUGACAUCGAAGAUGAUAUCCUGCACAGAAAUGGACUACUGAGGAGCUCUUCCACCAGGUUCAAAGCUUUGUGCUCCAUCCCCAACAAGCCCAAGAGAAUAUUCAGCAAAUUGUGGUCUAUGAACAGAAGUGUGCGAGAAAGACAAUAAUUCUUCCCUCUAAGCAGAGCAAUAGUAAUGUGAAAAUUGUCUUACCUCUUUGAUGUUCUUCUUUGCUCCGUUGUUCAGUAUCCAGAAGAUUUUUCCUAUUUGAGAUUUAUAGAAUAAACUGUAAAACAAUAAACCUGGAAGAACACUCAUAUUGUCAAUCAAUAACAUAAAAGGUAAGGUUGAGGUCA